AUGAUUAGUUUUCUUUUUAUUAUCCUUCCUCAAACAUUUUGUUAUUUUGAAUAGAAAUUAUCAAGACAUGUUUAUAACUAUGAAUAUUUUGAUAAAGAUGAUAUUGUCACUAGCAUAAAACCUUAAAAAUGUCCAAAAGAUUUUUUAGAUUAAUAUUAUAAUGGCACUUAUAUAACUUAAAUAUGUUUUACUAAAAAUGUAUUUUAUAAUCUAGAAGUUGUUUUAGGAGAUGUUGUUAAUAAUUAAAGCAUAUUUUAAUUAGCUGUAUAAAUUAUCAUUAAUAAAAAUUAGCUUGAUUUAACCUCACCUUGGACAUGGUACAAAUCAAAUUCUUGUUUAAGUUGUUAAAAUAUUAAAUCAUCAAAUUUAGAUAAUUACAAAUAAUGUGAGAAAUCAAAAAAGAAAAGAGAAUGUGUUGAUCAAAAUUUUAAAAAAUCAUUCAAUUCAACAAAAUGGAUCGAUAAAAAAGUAAAUGGUUAAAUUUAAUCGACACAAUCAAUAAUUUAAGGAUCUUUUUAAACUGAAACAAUACAGUUACUUGCUUAUAAUUCUUCAAGGAAAAUGAGCAUUUCAGAAUUUCUUUUUUAUGAAUGGGGAAAUGAAACCCCACCUGCCUUAGUGAAUAUUACUAGUUUAGAGAUGCUAUAAGUAGAUUAUAUUAAUAGCGAAUUACCAAUUUUAGCAGAUGGUGUUAUUGGUUUUGGAUUUGGCUAUACAGAAACAUAGGAAGAAAAAGCUUAAAGUGAUACAGAUUUUGUUGAAAAAUUAGUUAAAGAAAAUACUUAACUUCAUUUGACCAGAUAAUAAUUUGCUCUUUAUACUUACCAGAGUUCAUUAAAUUUUUAAGAAAUUGUAGUACAAAUAGGAGGAUUUGAUUACAAAUAUGUUCAUAAAUAGGAAUAGAAUGUCAAAUGGAUAAAUAGACUUGAAAGGUCUGGUUAUUAUUGGAUGAUCUAAGUAGAUAAAAUUUAAUUUAUUGUAAUUUAUAUAAAAUUUAAUAUAGAAUACCUAAGGAAAUGAUUUAAUAAAUUCAAGUAUCCCAAUAAAUAAAGCUUUACUCACCUUAAAUUCAUAAUUUAUAGAACUUCCUUAUAAUAUUUUGAUAUCAUUGAUUCAAAAACUUGAAAAUUUACAUGUUGGAACUGAAUGUAAUUUAAUAGAUGAUGAAGUAUAAUUGGAAAUCGAUAUAUUAGAUGUAUCUAUUAUAUUGUAAAAACUUUCUUGUCUAAACAGUGUUUGAUUAUCGGUUGACCUUCAUAUUUGGAGAUCAUACUAUUGUAAUAGAUAAUUAUCACUUGAUUUAUAGAGAAUGUAAAAGUGUAAGUGAAAAUUAGAUGAUAUAAAAUUGUAUUUUCAACAUUAAAGUUUCAGAAUCUGAUUAUAUCAUUUUGGGAGAACCAUUUAUAAAAAAUCAUUAUAUAGUUUUUGAAAACUAACCAGGUAAUGAAGUGAGAAGAAUUGGAAUUAUGCCAGCUGCUAUACAUAUGUUCUAUCCAGAUAAUCCUGCUUAGUAUGAAUGGGCUUUGUUGAAGCUAGUUGGAUUCAUAUUUUUUUUUGGAUUGCUCAGUAUCUGCUCGGUAACUUUUCUUAAAAGUUUAUGUAAGGAUCUCUACAUAGCAUUUAAGUAUCGUAAGGUAUUAGUAUUAAUAUUUGUAAAGUUUUUGAAUCCUGAGAAUAAUUAACCUUAAAAAUUGAUAAAGGAUGUGGAAUAUGAAGAACAUUCAACUAAAGAUAAUAUUAAAACUGAAUAAGAAAAUAAAAAUGAAGAUUAUAAUUAAGCCUAUGAAUUGAAUCUAUAAUAAUAAGAGUAAUUCAAUUUUGAAGAGGUUUUUACUAAUUUAUAUGAAUCAAAUGCAUUAUGA
This is a messenger RNA of Paramecium sonneborni, 1862 nucleotides long. NCBI's taxonomy places the organism in Eukaryota, Ciliophora, Oligohymenophorea, Peniculida, Parameciidae. The record is from the annotation of a GenBank genome assembly.